UGCUCUGUAGUUAUGCCUUUUAAUUACAAUGAGUUCCAGUGGUAAUUCUUCAACCACAGUAGGGAGUAGUACUGAUGAUACAGAUGCUAAUUAUCCCUUAUGGAAGUAUGUGACUGUGUUAGAAAGAAUUGGGAAAAAGGGAGGAAAUGUGAAGUUUGAAUGUAAAUAUUGCCAUAAAAGUUAUGUGGGAUCUUAUUCCCGUGUGUUAGCUCAUAUACUUGAGAUCAAGGGACAAGGAAUAGCUACUUGCAAUUUUGUGACUCCUCAAGUUAAAUUUGAGAUGCAAGAACUUACUCACGAAGCUGAACAUUUGAAGAGGUCGAAAUCUUCGUCUAUCCCACUCCCACCUACUUCAAAUCCACAUGGUGGAAUGUCACAUAUGGGUGGAAGUUCACUUAUGCCGGAUGUUCAAUUGAAAAAAAGAAAGGGUGUUAAUGAUUCAGCUGUGGCAAAAGCUUUCAAUAACAAAGCUCGAGAACAGUUGAGGGGUGAAAUUGCUAGGAUGUUCUAUUCCUCUGGAUUGUCAUUUCACUUGGCUAGAAAUCCUCACUUUAUAAAUUCCUACACAUUUGCAUCCAACAACAACAUUGCUGGCUUUAUUCCAACCGGUUAUAAUGCAUUGAGGACUACACUCCUUCAGAGGGAGAGGGCAAAUAUUGAAAGGUUGUUAAUGCCAAUCAAAGAUAGUUGGAGUGAAAAAGGUGUAAGUAUUCUCUAUGAUGGAUGGGGGGAUCCUCAAAGAAGGCCACUCAUCAAUAUUAUGGCGGUCACAGAGAGUUCUCCAAUGUUCUUAAGAGCUGUCAAUUGUGAAGGUGAAAUUAAAGACAGGUUCUUCAUUGCCAAUUUGUUGAAAGAGGCAAUAAUGGAAGUUGGACCGAGAAGUGUGGUUCAAGUUGUUACGGAUAAUGCCCCGGUAUGCAAGUCCGCAAGGUUGAUCAUUGAGUCACAAUUUCCUCACAUCUUUUGGACACCUUGUGUGGUGCACACUUUAAAUCUUGCUUUGAAGAAUAUUUGUGCACCCAAGAAUACCGAAGCUAACCAAGUUGCUUAUCAUGAGUGUCGUUGGAUUAGUGAACUUGCAGAGGAUGCGGUGCUGGUUUAAGCUUAUCAAGCGUGGUCUGAAAGAGUUGGUUAUCUCUGAUGAAUGGGAAGCAUAUAGAGAAGAUGAUGUUGGAAAGGCUCAAAAUGUGAAGGAAAUAAUUUUGAAUGAUCUUUGGUGGGACAAAGUUGAGAGUCAUUUCUUUCACUAAUCCAAUAUAUGAGAUGCUUCGGUGUGCUAACACAGACAAGCCUACACUUCAUUUGAUCUAUGAUAUGUGGGAUUCCAUGAUUGAGGGAGUGAAGGCAUCUAUAUACUGCUUUGAAGGAAAGGAGCUUACCGAAGAAUCAAGCUUUUAUUCCAUUGUUCAUUCCAUUCUAGUUGGUAGAUGGAACAAGAGUAAUACUUCAUUACAUUGCUUGGCACAUUCUUUAAAUUCAAGGUAUUAUAGUAAGGAAUGGAUUAAUGGUACUCCAAAUCGUGUUCCUCCACAUAAGGAUCAGGAAAUUUCACAUGAGAGGAACAAAUGCUUGAUGAGUAUUUCCCAAAUGAUGAAGAAAGGACUAAGGUAACCGUGGAAUUUGCUAAUUUCUCUGCCUUUAUGGGUAUUUUUUCAUCAUAUGAUUCUAUGAAGGAUCGAGCAUCACUUGAUCCAAAAGCAUGGUGGGUUAUAUAUGGGGCUUCCACUCCUAGUUUACAAUCACUAGCGCUGAAAGUACUUGGUCAACCCUCAUCUUCAUCUUGUUCAGAGCGAAAUUGGAGUACAUAUUCCUUCAUUCAUUCCAUGAGAAGGAAUAAGAUAGUACCACAACGUGCUGAAGAUUUAGUGUUUGUACACACUAAUCUUCGUCUACUAUCGAGGAAAAGUCAUCAAUAUAUGACAGGGGAGUCUAAGAUGUGGGAUAUUGGCGGAGAUUCUUUCGAUUCUAUGGAUGGUGCAGGUAUCCUAGAGGUGGCUAACCUCUCUCUUGAUGAACCUGAAAUGGAAGGAGUUCUUUUUACAUAAAAUGUUGAUCACGUUGAUUAAGAAGAAGAAGAAGAAGUUUCUCAACAUUAAUCCAUAACUACUAGUAUAUUAUGUAAUUUUCAAGUGUGAACAAUACUCUAUAAUUGGUGUAAUAAUCGACUUUUAUUACAUUUGAAGUAGUACAAUAUGUAUGGAGUAUUUAUAUUACAUCUUACAAUUCUAUAA
Molecule: messenger RNA, 2231 nt
Organism: Tripterygium wilfordii
Lineage: Eukaryota; Viridiplantae; Streptophyta; Magnoliopsida; Celastrales; Celastraceae
Exons: 3
Coding region: 29-1102 (357 amino acids)
Source: RefSeq, a predicted model, not a curated record